ACAAAAACAAAUUCAGGUACAAUACAAUCGAGCGGAUCAGCAGCUGUGCGUUGGAUUGGCUUGGCAGAUUCUUCUGAAAAUGUGUUUGUAGAUAACAAAUCCACAAAUUCCCCUGCAACGAAUUUCACUUCGCAUCAUCUCUACGCUAUCAAUUCUCAGUUACCUCGCCGCCAUGGCUACCGGCGCCACCCUCCUCAUCGACCUCCCUCUCCGGCGGACUCACCGUCCCUCUCUUCUCCGCCACUCCAACAUUCCCUCCUUCCACCCACUCCACAUCUCUCUCCGAUGCAAUCACGUUCGCUCCAAUUUCAGAUGCUCCAUCGCCGAGGGCUCCACUCUUUCUGCUUCCAAGGGCACUGGCCCCUCUUCCAUGGUGGAUUGUGUGGUCGUCGGUGCUGGAAUUAGCGGCCUCUGCAUCGCUCAGGCCCUCGCCACCAAGCACCCUGAUGUCGCCCCCAACAUCCUCGUCACGGAGGCGAGAGGUCGCGUUGGAGGCAACAUCACCACCGUUGAGAGGGAUGGCUAUCUCUGGGAAGAAGGUCCUAAUAGCUUCCAGCCCUCCGAUCCUAUACUCACUAUGGUGGUGGAUAGUGGCUUGAAAGAUGAUUUAGUUCUGGGAGAUCCGGAUGCACCUCGAUUUGUACUGUGGAAUGGAAAGCUAAGGCCAGUGCCUGGGAAGCCUACUGAUCUACCUUUCUUUGACCUGAUGAGUAUUGGUGGAAAAAUUAGAGCAGGCUUUGGUGCACUGGGCAUUCGCCCUCCUCCUCCAGGUCGUGAGGAAUCAGUUGAAGAAUUUGUUCGUCGGAACCUUGGUGAUGAAGUUUUUGAACGCUUGAUAGAGCCAUUUUGUUCCGGCGUAUAUGCUGGUGACCCUUCAAAGCUAAGUAUGAAAGCAGCUUUUGGAAAGGUUUGGAAGUUGGAGCAAAAUGGUGGUAGCAUCAUUGGUGGGACUUUCAAAGCAUUACAAGAGAGGAAUAAUGCUACCAAGCCACCAAGAGAUCCGCGUCUGCCAAAGCCUAAGGGCCAAACUGUUGGAUCUUUUAGGAAAGGACUUGCCAUGUUGCCGACUGCUAUUUCUACUUGUUUGGGCAGUAAAGUAAAAUUGUCUUGGAAGCUAUCCAGUGUGAGUAAAGUGGAUGAUGGAGGUUAUUGUUUGACAUAUGAAACACCAGAAGGACCGGUCUCUAUUCUCAGCAGAAGUGUCAUCAUGACGGUUCCUUCUUAUGUUGCCAGCAGUCUGUUGCGUCCAAUCUCUGUGACAGCUGCAGAUGCACUUUCAAAAUUUUAUUAUCCACCAGUUGCAUCAGUGACUAUAUCAUAUCCAAAAGGAGCAAUCAGGAAAGAAUGCUUGAUUGAUGGUGAACUAAAGGGGUUCGGUCAACUGCACCCUCGCAGCCAGGGGGUGACAACUUUGGGAACUAUAUACAGCUCCUCACUUUUUCCCAAUCGAGCACCAGAUGGAAGGGUAUUACUCUUGAACUACAUUGGAGGGGCUACUAAUACUGAAAUUCUUUCCCAGACAGAGAGUGAGCUUGUUGAAGCAGUUGAUCGGGAUUUGAGAAAAAUCCUCAUAAACCCAAACGCAGAGGACCCCCUGCUAUUGAGUGUGAGGGUGUGGCCACAAGCCAUUCCACAGUUCUUGAUAGGUCAUCUUGAUGUUUUGGAUGCGGCCAAGGCAGGGCUGAGAGAAGCUGGAAUGGAGGGGCUGUUUCUGGGCGGAAACUAUGUGUGUGGUGUGGCCUUGGGGCGAUGUGUGGAGGGUGCCUAUGAAGUUGCAGCUCAGGUAGCUGGUUUCCUGUCCCGAAAAGUGUAUAAAUAGCUGCUUUCUAACUAAUAGGCUAUAUUCAUGCCGUAGAGAUGGAAGUGAUGGCGGUGUUGUAGGGUAUUAGCUUGAUUUUGUGCGCAUGCUUAAAAUUGCCAGUAAAUCAGUAAUAAAUAGUCGUAAUCCUAUUUUUGGUAUGAUUGCCCACAGUUUGUAUUCGUGUGCUAAACAGAGAACAAAUACACAUUUCACCGUUUCAAAUGAAAUCAGAAAACGAAAGUGAAUAUUGGUGGGUUUAAA
Momordica charantia (bitter melon) is the source of this 2062-nucleotide messenger RNA. Its product is annotated as Flavin containing amine oxidoreductase family. Gene Ontology annotation, cellular component: chloroplast thylakoid. Gene Ontology annotation, biological process: porphyrin-containing compound biosynthetic process. Gene Ontology annotation, molecular function: protoporphyrinogen oxidase activity, oxygen as acceptor. The record is from RefSeq and is a predicted model, not a curated record. NCBI's taxonomy places the organism in Eukaryota, Viridiplantae, Streptophyta, Magnoliopsida, Cucurbitales, Cucurbitaceae.